UCGUGCAACGCAUAAAGGAGAAGACCGGCUCCACUCAAGCGACGCACAAACGCCCUCCCUGCAUUUUCUGGAUUGUUUUAAAUAUUGCAGUGCACUUUAAUUACGAGACUGGGGGUUCGCAUCUGUGCUGUAAGGAAAGAAAUGAAAUACAAUACAUUGUGGAUUCCUGUCAUUUUGUCCUUUGUCAUUUUAACUUCUAGAGUUGGAGGAAGCGGAAUCCUUGAAGAUACAAAGAAUGACCACUCAAUGCCAACCUUUCAAAAUGUCAAGAAGAAUCCAUGUUGAAGCGAUGCUUCUUUGUCUUAUAGUGUGCCAGUGCAGGUGGUGUGAGGCGGUGGUAGAGAGAGGGGCCACCUUCAGAGUGAAAGUGGGAGACAGCAUCUCGUUUCCUGUCUCGCCUGAAUCUGACCACAUCUACACUGUUCACCGCUUUCUUAAAAGAUUUGCAGUAUUGGGAUGGCAUCAUCGAUCAUUAGUUGAUGUUAAAGAGCCAUAUAGGGGAAGGGUUAGCAUUGACAAUAAAUCAAUAUGGCUGCAUAAACUAAACCUAUCAGAUUCUGGUCCUUAUGAAGUUAGAACUGGCUCGAUAUAUGGCGGAUCUAUGCAACUGUACACAGACUUUCACGUGCAGGUUUUUGAGCCCGUCUCUAAACCCAACAUCACAGCAGAGUGCCUGGGGAAUAAUGUCAGUGUGAGCUGCUUCAGUCAGGGGACGAAUGUGACUUACAGCUGGGAAACUCUGCCCCCCUGUGGUGAUGACAGCUGUGUGCGCCUGGGCCAAACUAUACACCCCCUCCCUCCCUCCACAACAUUCACAUGCACCGCCUAUAACCCUGUCAGCAACGCCUCCUCUGUUUCUACACAUCUGGAAAAGUGCUCCACCCGAGGAUUACAAGGAGGAUGGAUUCCAGCCUUGUGCGUCACAUCAAUUGUCAUUGUCUUCGGAGUACUACUACUACUGCUGUACAUAGGGAAGAGUGGACCAAUUCAAGGGACACAGAGGGGCUGGAGCAUACAUUGGGCGAAAGGCAGGAACACACCCUGGACAGGUCGCCAGUCCACACUCUUACCCACGGACAAUUUAGACUCUCCAGUCAGCCGAACCUGCACGUCUUUGGAGUGUGGGAGGAAACCGGAGCACCUGGAGGAAAGCUACGCAGACACGGGGGGAACAUGCAAACUCCACAGAGAAGCCCCAGCUGACCGGCAUUCGAACCCAGGACCUCCUUUUCCAUUCCCCUCAUGCGGAAGUUAG
Conger conger (European conger) is the source of this 1255-nucleotide messenger RNA. Its product is annotated as SLAM family member 9-like. The record is from RefSeq and is a predicted model, not a curated record. The transcript is spliced from 7 exons. Bases 236 to 1255 code for a protein of 339 amino acids. Lineage: Eukaryota; Metazoa; Chordata; Actinopteri; Anguilliformes; Congridae.